AUGCAAGUCCUGACUAUAUUGAUUCUUGGGCUGUUCGCUAUUUGCGCUAUCGAUAGCAAGAUCAUAUACGAUAAAGCUCUGACCGCAAGUCUGCGAGACAUAUCUGACGACGAUGAUUUCGUUAUUGUGGUGUCCGACAUCAAAAGCAAGAAGAAAUCUUCCCUGGUUGACACUUUGCUAGCCCUGAGAUAUGAGAACUCGCGGAAUAAAAUAAAACUGAUACACGAGCGAUGGACAAAUCGCGUUUUAUUGGAAAAUUUUGGAGAAAAGAAUCGUCAAAAAAAUAAAAACAUCAAUAUGGACAGCCUCGGUGUGGACAUCCCACAAAUGAGUAUGAUCAUUUUGGUGCAUCAGACACAACCUAAUUCUCGUUUGGAUGUGUACGUCGAUUGUAUUUAUGAAGGCUCGAUACCAUUCCAGAAGACUUUCCGCGAUGUAUUCCAGGACAAAUCCAGCCCGAAGCUGAAAAUAUUUAGAGAAGAACAAUGCUCGGUGAAAAUGUAUCGCACCGCAACGAUCACCGACGCUUUACGGAAAGAGAAGUGUCCCGACGACCCUAAAAAAAAACCGAGCAGACAGAAGAAGACCGAUCGUCCGUCAGAUGAGACCGAGUCAGGUGACGAAACAUUAGAUCAGAAAAGUGAUGAUCUAAGUUCGGACGAUGAUGAAUCUAACAACAAGAAAAAGAAACACGGUCGUCCAAGCGAUUCGCACAAGAAAAAAAACUCGCGUAAACCAGGACACGGUAGCUCACCUAAUGGAAGUGACAAAAGUGACGAAUCAACCACGUCGGAUCAAAAUGACGACUUGACGCCAUUUGAUGAUUCAUUGAAUCCUUUAAAAAAGAAAACACCUAAGAAGAGUCAAAAAGAUCGUUCGGACGAUCGCGACAAACGUCGUCCAGGAAGUGAUAAUCUAUAUGACGAUCACGACAAACCGGAUUCAAAUUAUGACUACCCGGAUGGAUCUCAAUCUUUGCACACAUCAGAAUCUGCUGAAGACAAUCGUCCCAAUAAACGGCCUAGAAAACCUGGUCGACCUAAACAUCAACCAGGAUCGAAAUUUGACGAUUCGGAUGAUGAUUAUCCGGAUGGAUCUUGGCCGCUGCAUCCUUCUGGAAAAGAUCGUCCCAAUAAACGUCCUGGAAAAUCUAGCCGACCUAAACAUCAACCAGGAUCGAAAUUUGACGAUUCGGAUGAUGAUCAUCCGGAUGGAUCUUGGCCGCUGCAUCCUUCUGAAAAAGAUCGUCCCAAUAAACGUCCUGGAAAAUCUGGCCGACCUAAACAUCAACCAGGAUCGAAUCUCGAUCCAUAUGACACAAAUGACAUAUCCGACGAUUACGAUUCUUCCCUGCCGGACGACUACGACGACUACGGAAACCCCAAACAACCUGGUGGUUAUUCUCCUGGUCGUGGACGGCCUGGUUCUUCUUUCGGUCCUACUCGACGUCCGAAUCAGACGAUGUCGCAACCUGGCAAACGACCUCAAAAAGACGACAUUCAAGGUAUAGACGGUAAAGACUGCGACACUCAAAUUGUAAGAGCUUUGAACGAUUUAAUCAAGGUUAAUAAAAAGCUCGGCCGAAAGCUGGAAGAUAAUAAACAAGAAAUUUCUUAUUUGCGUGACUUGAUCGAAAAUUCGGAGUAUCUGAAUACCGUGCAACCACAGCUGCAGCUUUCCACGUGCAACUUUAAUUCACCGUGUUAUCCCGGCGUUUACUGUCGCGACACACCGAGAGGAUCCAAGUGCGGUUCCUGUCCCCACGGCCUCACCGGAGACGGACGUAUUUGCAGCAAAAUCAUCACCUGCGCCGACCAGCCUUGCUUUCACAAUGUGCCUUGCUACGAUCUCAGCGACGGUUACAAAUGUGGCAAGUGUCCAAAGGGAUACAUUGGCGAUGGUAAAAAAUGCAAAAAGCACAAAGAUCCUUGCGAUGAUGAUCCUUGUGAUCCGCUAGUCGAGUGUUAUUUCAAACAGCGCCCGCCGUACUUUAAAUGUGGCCCAUGCCCGUCGGGAUACGUCAGCAACGGCACGAAUUGUCUCGACGAAAACGAAUGCGAGCUGACUGAACCCUGUUAUCCCGGAGUGCAAUGCGUUAAUUUGCAACCCGGAUACAAAUGUGAUCCUUGUCCGUCGGGAUACAACGGAACGGCGACGGAAGGUGUCGGUGUCGACAUGGCGGAAACGGAAAAACAAAUUUGCGAAGACAUAGACGAGUGCGAGAUCAACAACGGCGGAUGCCAUCGUUAUUCGUUGUGCAUUAACACGCCGGGAUCCUUCGAAUGUGGUCCGUGCAAGAAAAACUACGUCGGCAAUCAGACAUUUGGAUGUUACCAUCGGCAAGAUGUGUGUCCCGAUUUAACAACAAUAUGCGAUCUCAAUGCUGAUUGCGUUACCUUGUACAAAAAUCACUAUGGAUGCAAUUGUCGCGUCGGUUGGGCCGGAGACGGAUUCACUUGUGGCGUUGACACCGAUAACGACGGUAUUCCAGAUUCCAGUAUCCUUUGCUCAGCUCGUCAAUGUCGCGCCGACAAUUGUCUCCAGGUACCGAACGCGGGACAGGAAGACUACGAUUUGGACGGAAUCGGCGACGCUUGUGACGACGACGCCGACGACGACGGCGUAUUGAACAAAAACGACAAUUGCAAGCUUACGCAUAAUUCGGAUCAGUUGGACAGCGAUCAAGACAAUAUCGGCGAUGCCUGCGACAAUUGUCCGUUUAUCAGUAAUCCGAAACAAGAGGACACCGAUAAGGAUGGCACAGGCGACGCUUGCAGUGACGACAACGAUAACGACGGUGUUCCGAAUUCUGUCGACAACUGUCCCGUGGUGAUAAAUUUCAAUCAGAUCGACACCGACAACGACGGUGUCGGCGACGCUUGCGACAAUUGUCCGACCAUAAGCAAUUCCGAUCAGGCGGAUCGUGACGCCGAUCAUGUCGGAGAUAUGUGCGACAACGACAUUGAUUCGGACAGAGAUGGUGUUCAGAACGACAGAGACAAUUGUCCGACCGAGGCAAAUGCCGGACAAUACGACAUUGAUCGGGAUGGCAUCGGUGAUGCGUGCGACGACGACAUCGACGGCGAUGAUGUGCCCAACGAGAUCGACAAUUGUCCUUUCGUGUACAAUUCGGAUCAGUACGAUUUUGAUGAUGACGGCAUCGGCGACGUGUGCUGGAACGACAACGACAACGAUACUUACAUCAAUAUAAUUGACAAUUGUCCGAACAACAGUCAAAUAUGGAGUACAAACUUCUACAACUAUAAGACGAUUGCUCUCGAUCCAUUCCAAGAUACGCAGAUAGAUCCGGCAUGGAUAGUUCUUAAUCAAGGCGCUGAGAUACGGCAGAUUUAUGACAGUGAUCCUGGAAUCGCGGUCGGUCCGCACGAGUUUACGGGCGUCGACUUCGAAGGAACAUUCUACAUCGAUAAUCACGACAACGACGACGAUUUCGUGGGUUUUCUUUUUUCUUACCAGAAUAAUCGACGCUUCUACCUUGUUAGCUGGAAAAAGGGUCACCAGAUGUACUGGGGUGCACAGACCUCAUUCAGAUACAAACCCGAGGCCGAUCCUGGAAUUUAUCUAAAACUCGUCGAAUCCACAACCGGACCGGGCGAAUAUCUCAGGGACGCUCUCUGGCACAAAGAAAGCGUUGAAAAUCAGACGAAAGUUCUGUGGAAAGAUCCGUUGCAGUUACCAUGGGAGCCAAGAGUGCCGUACAAAUGGUACUUGAUACACAGACCAAGAAUCGGUCUGAUAAGAUUGUGGCUGUAUCGGGACCAGAAAGUUGUCACCGACUCAGGAAACAUCUUUGACUCGACUCUACAAGGCGGCAAAGUCGGUCUUUUUUGUUUCUCACAAGAAUUGAUCACCUGGUCUAAUUUACAUUACAGUUGCAAAGAAAAUCUGCCUACAUUGAUGUGGGAAAGCUUGCCUGAUAAUUUAAAGCCACUUAUCGAGGAGGAGCCCUUUGUACCGUCCGCCAACAGCAACCCACAAUUAAACAACCCAUGA
Pseudomyrmex gracilis is the source of this 4014-nucleotide messenger RNA. Its product is annotated as cartilage oligomeric matrix protein-like. Gene Ontology annotation, molecular function: calcium ion binding. Lineage: Eukaryota; Metazoa; Arthropoda; Insecta; Hymenoptera; Formicidae. Bases 1 to 4014 code for a protein of 1337 amino acids. The record is from RefSeq and is a predicted model, not a curated record. Gene Ontology annotation, cellular component: extracellular region. The transcript is spliced from 15 exons. Gene Ontology annotation, biological process: cell adhesion.